Phytomonas sp. EM1 is the source of this 276-nucleotide messenger RNA. NCBI's taxonomy places the organism in Eukaryota, Euglenozoa, Kinetoplastea, Trypanosomatida, Trypanosomatidae. The record is from the annotation of a GenBank genome assembly.
AUGCAUUUCCUUAUAGCCAUAAAAGAGGAUGUGAUGAUGGAGAUAAAAAAUUACUCCUUAAGUUUCUGUCAAAUAAAAGCAAUGACCAUAAGGUGGAUAAAACCGAAAUUACUUACUUUUAUUUGCCGGAAGAGUCAGUCAAAUGCGCUAAAACAUAUCAAAUCACAAAGCAUCAAGAGGAAAAAAACGUCCGUUAAAUACGAUCUAGCAAGCAAAGAGAGUUGUGCACAGCAAUAUUAUUCAGAAUGCAAAGUAAACAAAAAUUCACGCAAUUAA